CAGAGGAGUGCUUCCGGGUAGGAGCGAGGUGACCCCGGCCGCUGCAGGGACCCGCAGCGACAGCAGCCAUGGGGGCGCACCUGGCCCGGCGCUACCUGGGCGGCGCGUCGGGGGAGCCCGACCCGCUGCGGAUGCCCACCUUCCCGCCCGACUACGGCUUCCCCGGGCGCAAGGAGCGCGAGAUGGUGGCCACCCAGCAGCAAAUGAACGACGCGCAGCUGGUGCUCCAGCAGCGGGACUACUGUGCCCACCACCUCAUCCGGCUGCUCAAGUGCAAGCGGGACAGCUUCCCCAACUUCCUGGCCUGCAAGCACGAGCGGCACGCCUGGGACCACUGCGAGCACCUUGACUACGUGAUGCGCAUGAAAGAAUUUGAGCGGGAGCGGCGGCUGCUCCAGCGGAAGAAGAGGCGGGAGCAGAGGGAGGCAGACGCGGCUAGGGGCCAGGGGCCCGGCGAAGUGGAUCCCGAGGUGGCCCUGUAGUGGGCCCACCCGCCACCAUGUGGACAGUGGGAAAUAAAAGUCUCCAGGUCCCUCA
Molecule: messenger RNA, 537 nt
Organism: Equus quagga
Lineage: Eukaryota; Metazoa; Chordata; Mammalia; Perissodactyla; Equidae
Gene: NDUFB7
Product: NADH:ubiquinone oxidoreductase subunit B7
Exons: 3
Coding region: 69-482 (137 amino acids)
Cellular component (GO): mitochondrion
Source: RefSeq, a predicted model, not a curated record